Molecule: messenger RNA, 657 nt
Organism: Pleurotus ostreatus (oyster mushroom)
Lineage: Eukaryota; Fungi; Basidiomycota; Agaricomycetes; Agaricales; Pleurotaceae
Exons: 5
Coding region: 1-657 (218 amino acids)
Source: RefSeq, a predicted model, not a curated record
AUGUUUGCCUCCGUCUACACGCUCGCAUUCUUCGCCGCCCUAGCUGCCGCCCUCCAGAUAGAACCCCUCCAAAAUGCCAAUUCUCAGGGCGACACAAGAAUUACGUGGAUAAACGACGCCGCCGAUACAUCCCGCUUCUCGACUUUCUCAGUCUUCCUCCACCACCCCACCUUCAACUCCGACUUCGCCCUCCUCAACAACCAGCGCCCAACAGACGGCGGCGCGAACGUCACCCUCCCUGCAGUUCCCGCACAAGACGGCUACACCCUCCGCGCGACGGACAUCGCCAACAUCACCGACGAAUUCGCAGUCUCGUCGCCCUUCGCGAUCGGGCCUGAAGUCUCCUCCACCUCCUCCAUCGCGCCCUCCACCUCCGUCCCCGUCUCGGGAUCCGUGACAGCCUCCGGUUCUGGUGCUGUGACGGACACUCCGGUGGUUACGCGCGGCUCGGGAAGUGGGACUGUCCUCUCCGUCCCCACAGUCUCUCCGACAGCUUCCGCCCCUGCCUCGGGCGCGUCGGGCGGAACUGGGACCAACACCGCCGUGCAGGGAGGUGCUACGAACUUCAACGGCGCGCCGUCCGCGUCCGUCGAGACGAAGGCGUGGGCACUCGGCGCUGUCGUGCUGGGCCUGGGAUGGGUCGCCGGUGGGUACUAA